AGAGCCUGCUCUUUGCUUUCUCUGCUCACAUACCCGCUGGCGGGUCAAGGAAAAACACAAACACCAUCUACACACACACAGUUCCUUGGGCUUGCGCUGUGAUGGAGUCGAGUACAGCAAGUGGUUCAGGUGAGAAUAAUGGCACUGCUGUGCUGGCACAGUUUGAACAAGCUCUACGCCUUGUUGUACGUGAGAUCCAUGUUGACGUUGCUACUUUCAAGCAAAAUGUGGAGCAGCGCCUGGAGGAAGCCUGUAAAGGCACCAAACCCCUAGAGAACAUGGUUUCAAGGCUCCAGGAGGAAAACCAGCAGCUGAAGGAAAAGUUACAGGCUCUUUCCCAACUGGUAGAUACACUACCUUGGAUAGCGAGCCAGUCAAGUUCCCAGAGGAAUUGUGAUCUCCAUGAUCUCCAAGUUCAAGCCCAAAUCCAAGCUGAGAGAUGUAGCCCUGGAACUGCAUCUUCCAUGAAGGAAAAAGAAAUGUGUGAUCCAGCUGGAGCAUACUUACUCGGUGGAUCUGUGUGUGUGGAUUCAGAAUCUACUUCCUCCAGGAGCUCCCCGACCACAUCUAUGGCCACCACCAUUAAUGAGGAUGCAAGUUAUGACUCUAAUGUGAUAAACAGAGAGAAGGAGGUAGAAGAAGAACAAGAAGAAAAAGAAGAACAAGCAGAAAAAGAACAAGAAGGUAAAGAUCCCUUAACUUCAGCUGGACUGGAGAAUAAACCUGAGAAAGUGCAAGAAUUAGAAGAAAUGUCAUCACUGGUCAGUAAACAAGAUGCAGUCUCUGACUCUCUGACCAUCACAUCUCCCCAAAUACAUCCUAAAACAGACCCGAGACCUGAAUCUUCUUUAGAAAGUGGGUCACAGGAUGUGAUGUCAUCAUUAUCCAGCCAGCAUAUGACCAUGUCAGUGGCCAUGACUACAAGACAGCGUCCACUGACAGCUACAAGCAGAGCAAGAGAUCUGGCAGUUCAGAAGUCCAAAUCAAAACAGACUACAGUUUCUUUUUCACUGACAGAGACCCAAGAAAUGAAGUCAUCAAACAAUAAUCAAACCAUGUCCAUGGUUUUAAUGGAAGCUCCCCAGAAAUCUGGAAGUGCUGAAGAUUGUCCACUAAGCCCUACGCCUACAAGGCCUUGGAGGAUACAACAUACACCAAACUCCAUUCUUACCAAACUCAUACCACCACCGGCACAAUUUAGCCAUUCAGCUAUUGAAAUCUCCAAAUCAAUGCCAAACGCGGAAUCCCACCAUAAAUCUGCAGAGCAGGGCCAGGAAGUGAGGACACCAGACAACCAUAACUCUACAACUCACUCCCAGUUUCAUCAGUUACCCCCUGAAAAGGUCUCACCAAAGACAGUUGCAGAAACGUUUUCCUUUGAGAAUGAAAUUACUUUGGAGACACAGGAAGUGAUGUCAAUCGUCAACAAUCUGGAAGCCAGAGGAAAACCAAAUCUAAUGGCCAAUACAGACGGCAACUUGAUGACUCCCAAAACUGUGCAGUUAACCAAUCAAAAUGCUGAUCUGCCUUUCAGCAAACCAGCUUCAGAUACAGCAACGUCUACAAAGAACCUUCAUGUGGCUCCUUUUGCUAUAUCAAAUAGUGACAAUGCCACAAGGAAAUCUUCAGAAUCUACCUUUAAAACUGAGCGCUUAUUGUCAUCACAAGUGCUCCGGUCAACGGUCAAUGUUCAGUCAAGUUUGGGAUCCACAACAGAACCCCAGCAACCAGUCAGCAUUAUGAACAUACCGCUAAGCCCUAAAUCUUUCAGAUCAACCAACCAAAUUCCUACUCCAUUUCACUUACCAUGUACACCAGAGACAACUGAAUCCCUAUUUAAAGCUUCAAGUGUUGGUGAAGCUUCAAAAUCCAGUGCAUCUGUAUCCAACCACUACGUGGCCCCAUUUUCUGUGACCUCUCCAAUAUCUGCUUGUCCUGCAGGACAUUUAGAGCCCUCCCUCCAAACUGAUCAUUCCCAAGCAACCAGUUCAACUCAGCAUGCAGAACCACUUACUACACCAAUGCCACAAAAACCUACAAGUUGUCCACCUGUUCCUGGGAGCCCCAAACCUCUGAAGUCAACCAACCAAAGCCCUACACCAUUCAAGUGUUCUUCUACACCAAGUCCAGCAAUCAGAUCACACCACAGAAUUGUCCAGACAGAAAAAAUGUCAUCUACCAGCAGUCUUUAUGAAGAACAAAUAGCUGUGAUGGAAACUCAAGUUCCUGCUACAUCAAAUUUAAAUGUUCACAUGAGCCCAAACUCUAAGACUAAGCCAACCAGGUUUAACCUAGAUGACCAUUCUUCCACCAAACGGAACCCUAUACCAUCUCCUACUACAAUGAAGAAACCAGUGUUACAGGCUGUACCUUCACCAGGGUCUGAUUACUUCUCUUGCCCAGACAAAAUAAAUUUACCUGACAGUCAUGGAAACCAAGAUCCUUCCAGCAAAGUGACUCCUCACUCUCCUAUCUCCUCUUUCGCACAAAUAAGUCCACGGCCUUCCAGAAAACUGAAAAACCAAGAUCUUGCACAAAAUCAAGAGACCAGUCUUAUCAGUUCUCAGUCUGUUGUUUAUCUAAACUCUGCUGAGACUUCUAGUGUAACCUCAGAGAGCAACCAAACUCAGCAUCCAGUUCAGUUGCAACAGGAAAUGAGGUCAACAGAGGACAGUUUCUCCCAUCCUCAGUUAUCCAUUGGUUCUCUAAGCAGACGUGCCGAUUCGCCAUCUGAAAGUGAGUACUCUGGCUACUCGUCAGUGUAUUCAUCCGUGUCCCAGGAAGUGAGGUCAUCGGUAAAUGGUCAGCAUGCGACUUCUGCCCAGCCUAUUGCAACCUCUAUAAAUUGGAUGAGCCCCAGACGUCAAAGAAGAGCAGCCAAUCACAACAGAGAGAAGUUCACAUCAUCACAGACAGAAGCCUCUACAGAAUCACGAGAAGGGAGGUCAUGUAUGUCUUGUGUCUUCUCACAGCCUCAGCUCUCUAUAAGUUCUGUAGCUAGACGAACAGAAUCACCUCCUGAUAGUGAGUAUUCUGGAUACUCUUCAGUUUAUUCCUCAGUGUCACAGGAAGUGCGAUCAGUUGUAGAUGCAUCCACAACCACUGCAACACCCCAAGCUGCUGUCACUUCUAUGAUUCGUAUGAGCCCUAAGCCUGUCAGGAGAUCAGCCAAUCCCAGGUCUUCUCUCCCUAACCCCUCCCCUCCACUAAAGUCAAAGGUGUUUGGCCAAUCAACACUGAGCACGAAAUCAUAUCCACCAAUGACUGAACCUUCCACUAAGUCUGGGAUGUCCCAGGAUGUGAAGUCAUCUCUCAGCAGUCAAUAUCCAGCCGUCUCAUCACCGCAGCUGUCUGGUACACGCAACAACCAAAUCCCACGAAGCCCCAAGCCCAUCAACAUUUUGCAGCCUAACACUACGCCACAUUUUAACCCUUUGCUUUUCAGCCAAUCAGCAUCUGACUCAGCAGUUCCUAAACCAAUCAUGGAGUCUCCCAGCAGACCUGUGUCAGCAGUCAAGCCAUGGACCUCUAACCAGAAGAUAAAUACAAGUUCGCCGGGUUAUCCAGACAAGACUUCAAGCAUGUUUUCUAAGCCAGGUCAUUUCUCUGACUCCAAACCAGUCAAUGACAACUUCAUCAAGAAAUCUGACAGUGUGAACGGUAAAGAGAGUUUGGUAGGAUCACGGACGCUGCCAAGAAACUUCCAGAGCAAGCAGGCCUUGUUUCAGAGAAUGAAUUCUGAACCUAGCAGAGAUAAGAACGUGGAGUCGAGACCUAAACUGAGACGAUCUCAGAGCUUCAACACGUCCAGCGCCAGUGGCAUUAAGCAGCUCCUGCUGGACUGGUGCCGCUCCAAAACCAUCGGCUACCAGCACAUAGAUAUCCAUAAUUUCUCUUCCAGCUGGUCUGAUGGCAUGGCCUUCUGCGCCUUAGUGCACUCCUUUUUUCCACAUGAGUUUGACUACAAUGAGCUGAAUCCGGUGCACCAUAAACAUAACCUUGAUUUAGCUUUCACCACUGCAGAGGAGAAGGCAGACUGCAUUCGGCUGAUCGAAGUAGACGACAUGAUGGCGAUGGGGCCCAACCCUGACCCCAUGUGUGUGUUUACGUAUGUGCAGUCCCUUUACAACCACCUCAAGAGAUUUGAGUGAUCACUUCCUACACGAGGCAUCAUUUCUAUCCAUUCUCAUUAGGGUUACAGUCUGACAGUGUGUUUGUAUUUCUUAUUCUGACUUGUAACUUUCUGCCAUUUUGGAAAAAUAUUUUGCUCAGAUAGGUAUCAAGCAUGUUUGGUAAGGAAUUCAAAUAAAAAAAGUCAGGACAGAAUAUAAAACAUAGAGCAUAAGAGAGCAUCACGAAGUGUUUUAUUCCUCUGAUAUCACAGUGUUCUGCAAACAAUUACCAUUUUUAAUUUAUUAAAGCACAGCACAUCAUGUGUUUUAACUGUUUAUAUUGAUAAUGUUAUGGAGAUUCCAUGACACAAUGUUUUAGCAGCUAUAAACAGUAACUCCCUCACCAGCCUCACUUGUUUUCUCUCUCGAAGACAAAAAAAAAAUUACACAUAAAGCAUAAAAUCCUCUGUCUGGAAAACUUACUGACAUUGUAGACUCUUCCUUCUGUUAUUGUUCAAUAAAUGCCU
This is a messenger RNA of Neoarius graeffei (lesser salmon catfish), 4639 nucleotides long. Its product is annotated as mucin-2-like. Gene Ontology annotation, biological process: actin cytoskeleton organization. Gene Ontology annotation, cellular component: filamentous actin; microtubule organizing center. The record is from RefSeq and is a predicted model, not a curated record. Gene Ontology annotation, molecular function: protein binding. The transcript has 22 exons. NCBI's taxonomy places the organism in Eukaryota, Metazoa, Chordata, Actinopteri, Siluriformes, Ariidae. The coding region runs from base 102 to 4151 and encodes 1349 amino acids.